CGGACUACGACUCCCGCCAGGCGCCGCGGCGCAGCGCAUGAGCCCUGCUCUGCUCCGGCGCGUCUAUUAUGCUGCCGAGGCCGGCGAGCCAAAGAGGAGCCGGCCGCGCGGGCCGGGAGGGGACGGCCGCCGGAGCCGCCGAGGCCAAGUGUUGCCUGGUUGGGCCCGGAAAUGGGAUGCCACGUCUCCUCGGGGCACAUGGAAGACACGAGGGCUUCUCUGAGCCCCUGCUGUGACGGGAAGUGAGCGAGCUGCCAGAGGAUGUCCACUGCCGCCACUGUUGCCCCUACGGGGAUCCCAGCGGCCCCAGGCCCUGUGAACCCGCCCCCACCAGAGGUCUCCAACCCUAGCAAGCCUGGCCGCAAGACCAACCAGCUGCAGUACAUGCAGAAUGUGGUGGUGAAGACGCUCUGGAAACACCAGUUCGCCUGGCCCUUCUACCAGCCCGUGGAUGCAAUCAAGCUGAACCUGCCGGAUUAUCAUAAGAUAAUAAAAAACCCAAUGGAUAUGGGGACAAUUAAGAAGAGAUUAGAAAAUAAUUAUUAUUGGAGUGCAAGUGAAUGCAUGCAGGACUUCAACACCAUGUUUACAAAUUGUUAUAUUUAUAACAAGCCCACAGAUGACAUAGUGCUAAUGGCCCAAGCCUUAGAGAAAAUUUUUCUGCAGAAAGUGGCCCAGAUGCCCCAGGAGGAAGUUGAAUUAUUACCCCCAGCUCCCAAGGGCAAAGGCCGGAAACCGGCUGCGGGAACCCCAAGUGCAGGUACGCAGCAAGUGGCAGCCGUGUCCUCUGUUUCCCCGGCGACCCCCUUUCAGAAUGUGCCCCCUACCGUCUCCCAGACGCCCGUCAUUGCUGCCACCCCUGUUCCAACCAUCACUGCAAAUGUCACAUCGGUGCCCGUUCCCCCAGCGGCCGCCCCACCUCCGCCCUCGACACCCGUCGUCCCUGUGGUCCCUCCCACACCACCUGUCGUCAAGAAAAAGGGCGUCAAGCGGAAAGCAGACACCACCACUCCCACAACAUCCGCCAUCACCGCGAGCCGGAGCGAGUCACCUCCGCCGCUGUCAGACCCCAAGCAGGCCAAGGUGGUGGCCCGGCGGGAGAGUGGGGGCCGUCCCAUCAAGCCACCCAAAAAGGACCUGGAGGACAGUGAGGUGCCCCAGCACGCGGGCAAGAAGGGCAAGCUGUCGGAGCACCUGCGCUACUGCGACAGCAUCCUCCGAGAGAUGCUCUCCAAGAAGCACGCCGCUUACGCCUGGCCGUUCUACAAGCCGGUGGACGCUGAGGCCCUGGAGUUACAUGACUACCACGACAUCAUCAAACACCCCAUGGACCUCAGCACCGUCAAAAGGAAGAUGGACAGCCGCGAGUAUCCAGAUGCACAGGGCUUUGCUGCCGACAUUCGGCUAAUGUUCUCAAACUGUUACAAAUACAACCCCCCGGACCACGAGGUGGUGGCCAUGGCCCGGAAACUCCAGGAUGUGUUUGAGAUGAGGUUUGCCAAGAUGCCGGAUGAACCGGUGGAGGCACCUGCACUGCCAGCCCCCGCGGCCCCCGCGGUGAGCAAGGGCACGGAGAGCAGCCGCAGCAGCGAGGAGAGCUCAUCGGAGUCAGGCAGCUCAGACUCGGAGGAGGAGCGGGCCACCAGGCUGGCGGAGCUGCAGGAGCAGCUGAAGGCCGUGCAUGAGCAGCUGGCCGCUCUGUCUCAGGCCCCAGUGAACAAACCAAAGAAGAAGAAAGAGAAAAAGAAGAAGGACAAAGAAAAGGAGAAGGAGAAACACAAGGCCAAGUCCGAGGAGGAGAAGAAGGCCAAGGCAGCCCUACCCGCCAAGCAGGCCCAGCAGAAGAAGGCUCCCGCCAAGAAGGCCAGCAGCACGACCACGGCCGGCAGACAGCUGAAGAAAGGCGGCAAGCAGGUGUCUGCCUCCUACGACUCGGAGGAAGAGGAGGAGGGACUGCCCAUGAGCUACGAUGAGAAGCGGCAGCUCAGCCUGGACAUCAACCGGCUGCCCGGGGAGAAGCUGGGCCGCGUGGUGCACAUCAUCCAGUCUCGGGAGCCCUCACUCAGGGACUCCAACCCCGAUGAGAUCGAGAUUGACUUUGAGACUCUGAAACCCACCACCUUGCGGGAACUAGAGAGAUAUGUUAAGUCUUGUUUACAGAAAAAGCAAAGGAAACCAUUCUCAGCAAGUGGCAAGAAGCAGGCGGCUAAGUCCAAGGAGGAGCUUGCGCAGGAAAAGAAGAAGGAGCUGGAGAAGCGUUUGCAGGAUGUCAGCGGGCAGCUGAGCAGCAGCAAGAAGCCUGCAAGAAAAGAGAAGCCCGGCUCAGCGGCCUCAGGAGGGCCGUCCAGGCUGAGCAGCAGCAGCUCCUCCGAGUCGGGCAGCAGCAGCUCCAGCGGCUCCAGCUCUGACAGCAGCGACUCGGAGUAGACUCUGGACUCACACAGCAGCGGCUGCCGCACACACUGACGUCUGCAGUGUCCCCUUCUCUGGUUAAUAUACUACUUUUGUUCCAUAGUGUGCAGGUUUUCUUUUUCAUUCAGUGUUAUGAUUAUAUUCCAGUUCCGCUUCCGUAGGUCAAAGACCUACCUUGUGUGUGCAUUAGACUUGCGGGAAAGUGUGAGCUCUGUCAGAACUGCUUCCGGCCGCUUGGAGAUGACAACUUCGAAUGCUAACCCGAUGACCACAGAAAACCGUGAGAUGGUCUGAAGGACCUUGCAGGGUCCCUUUGUGUGUGCCCUGCCUGGUCUGUAGCUCCAGAAGGAAUGCUCUCAAAGGGACUUUCUCUGAAAUGGGCACUGUGUUGGAAAGCUGUUACUUUGCAGACAGGUUUGUCUCUGUCACCUGGGCCCCAAGCUCUGGCCCUCGUGCCUGUGUGGCUGCCUCUUCCUGCAGGGGCUGAGGACAUCAUGCCUGAUGGGAAGGAGUGUCACAGCCCCAGCCCAGAGCGGAGAGCUCGUGGGGUGGGAACAGGUGGGGGCCACCGUGCAGGCAGGGAUGAUGCAUUCUCUGAGCACGGUGACAUCAGGUGCUCCUGGGAAGGGACAUGGCAGCCACGUGCGCAGCGUGCAGGUUUCCGUACACUGAAGCUUUUACCUCAACUUUAAAAAAAGAAGAAAAGAUUAAAAAAAAAAAAAAAAAAAAGGAGACUUUUUUGUAAGGUUCAGUAAUUUUCUACGAGAGCCCAGCCCAGUGUGUGUCCCUGACCUGUUAGCGCUGCUCUGCUGCUGCACACUCUGGAACCAUUUCCUCAAUUUUAUGUAUAUAUAAAUACUUUAUUUAUUAACAUCAUUGGUCAUUUUUUAAAAAAUGAAAAAGAAAAACAAAAUUGCAGAAGAAAUGCAUAAAAAAAAAAAAAGGCAGAGACGCAUCCUUCUCGCGGUUGGAAGGAGAGGGGCUGUGUGAGGACGGCCCCUUGCCCCAGGUGCUCGCUGUGCUCCGUCUGUGCACGCGAUCCUCCCUGUGUUGGUUGGGUUUUUGUUUUUUCUCUUUUUGUGUUGUAUGAGAUGUGGAAACUCACAGGUAGAGACGACUUUCAGCUACAGCACACUGUUUUGUUUGUUUUCUUCUUUUGUAUUCACCUCUGGUCUCUUUAGGACUGUUUUAAAGGAAAUCAAGUUAGGGAACCCCAGUUAUAUAAUAUAAACUUUGUAAUCUGAGAGAAAAAAAUGUAUAGUAAACUUAAGUCUUGAUUUUUAACUUUCUAUUGUAAAAAAUAAUAAUAAUAUACAGAGUUUAACAGAAGGUUAUGUUUUGGUUUUGUGUUUCCAGAGGCUGCCAUAUGUAUGGCCUUUGUGUGCAGGGAUGCCCCACACUGCCCAGCCAGGCUCAGAGCAUGUGGCUUUGGCCAGGAAGGCAGGGGUUGGCCUCCAGGGCCUGCAGGUGGGGCGCCCCCUCCCAGCCUCCAGGGUGGAGUCUUCUCUGGCCCCAGGAGAGCACCGUCCCUGGAGACUGCACGGUGCUCCAUGCUCUGGCGUUUUCGGCAUUUUCACAGUUAGCCCAGAAAUGAGGAAGCAGCUGUCUUCCCAACCUCCACGUAAGGGGGUCCUUGAGGUGGGUGUGGGUGGCUGUGGGGUGGUGUGUCCUUUUGUCAGGGGCCAGUGCUUUUUGCCAGCACUUCUGGAUAGAGAUAGGGACUAGUCAUCAGUAAUCUGAUAGAUGGUAAGUUUUAAAAAUAAAAUUGAUUCAGACUGCACCAGCCCUUACAGAGACGGAUGUACCUUCAAUGGAUAGAGGAACUCUUGAGGAGGGAAUGGGGAGUAGAUAUAAUUUUUCUAAUUGCCGGUGAUUCUGACACUUGGUGAGUUUUCAGCCAGUUUGUUAAACUUUAAGUUUUGUUUGUAAUAAAAAUAUAAAUGGAUUUUAAAGUUCCCAUUUUUUAGAGUUACCCUUGUUUUUCAAAGGUAUUUUCUAAACAGAUCUUUAGUGGAAUAUUUAAACUAUGAAUUUAAGGAAUUAACACAUGACAACUGAUGGGUCUUCACGCAGAAUCUGAAGGGUGAUGUACAGGCCCUGGCAUGGGGGCUGCUAUAGGGCGCUCUUCCAGUGCAGGGUAGUGAGGUGGUGCCUGUGUCAGCACAGCGGGAGCACCGUGGGCGUGUUCCUGCCUGCUGGUUCCUACAGUGGUGGAGUCUUACCCACCCUUCUUAUUCACAGGUCUGACAGCCCCCCAAGGUCACAGAGCAGCUGUAGUUUAUUGGUGCUGUAACUUUCUUAAGGCUUUCUGUCCAGACUCCAAUGCUGAUGUCUCUCGGAGGCAUGGAGGACCAGUGGCUUGCUCAGCACCCUCACUGCCAGGGUGAUUGUCCCUGCUGGGCCUCUGUUGGGAAGACCGCAGCUACUCACAUAGUUGUCCCAGGGCUGAGAGCUGCAGGGCGGCUUCCAACGUGCUUUUCUCAAGGGGAAAAGAGAACGGAGAGCCGUGUAGGGUGGUGGUGGGAAGUGGAGAGGGGGGUGCUCCAAAUGAGCCCAGGCCAUGAGGUGUCGACUGGACUGCUGGACUCCUGGACCCCAGCGACCCUGCCUCACCUCUGCUGGCCAGGUCAUCCUGCCUGCAGACUGUAGGACACCAUUUCUUUUGUGUUUGUUUUUGUUCUUUCGCAGUAUUUACGCCUUUUACAGUCAUGGGGAAGAACACCACCCACGUAAAAGGUUUGUCACCUCUAGUUUAGCGCUGUUGCCUAAUGCUGGCCUAACACUUCCAGGACGUUUUUCUUUUUUAUAUUUAAAAUGUUACUUUUCUGUAUGAUGUGCAUGCAAGUUUACCGUAACUUUUCUUAAUCUUUUUAGUGCCGUUUCUAGUAUAUUACUGUAAAUGUCAGUUACUGAAAAUGAGUCCAAUGUAAGUAGUUUUAGCUUGUUUAUUGCAAUGCUGGCCUCAACACAACAGAAUAAAAAUGGUAGAAAGUACUCCUUGAUGUUUCUGGUAAUCACAGACCUGGAGCAUUUGUUUUGUUUUCAUAAUAAAAA
Nycticebus coucang (slow loris) is the source of this 5466-nucleotide messenger RNA. RefSeq names its product bromodomain containing 3 (gene BRD3). Gene Ontology annotation, biological process: chromatin remodeling; regulation of DNA-templated transcription. The coding region runs from base 262 to 2427 and encodes 721 amino acids. The transcript has 12 exons. The record is from RefSeq and is a predicted model, not a curated record. Lineage: Eukaryota; Metazoa; Chordata; Mammalia; Primates; Lorisidae. Gene Ontology annotation, cellular component: chromatin; nucleus.